UCAUUCAUCAAUCAGUCAUUUCAUCGUUUAUCUCUGAUACGUAAUUUUUGACGAGGUCUUUGUUGCUACUAAUUUUAUGUUAUUGAAAUUGCAACUAAAAUGGUUGAUCCGAUAUUUGAUUACCAGUUCAGGCUGAUUUUAAUCGGGGAUAGUACGGUUGGAAAGAGCUCAUUGCUUAAAUAUUUCACAGAUGGCAAAUUCGCAGAGCUGUCGGACCCUACGGUGGGGGUGGAUUUCUUCGCAAGGAUAAUAGAAGUUCAGGACGGGACGAGGAUAAAGUUGCAGUUAUGGGAUACUGCAGGACAGGAGCGGUUCAGAUCCAUAACAAAAUCGUACUACAGGAACUCGGUUGGGGCUCUUUUAGUGUACGAUGUGUGUAACAGGUCCAGUUUUGAGCAUAUACCUCUGUGGAUGAUGGAAGCCAAGAGACACAUAGAGCCCCAUAGGCCGGUGUUCGCGCUGGUGGGAUGCAAAGUGGACCUAGUAGGUACUGACAACAAGAACGGAGCCCGGCGGGAAGUGUCGUGCGAGGAAGCCAGAAUGUUUGCAGAGGAAAAUGGUCUUCACCAUGUAGAAACCUCUGCAAAAACCGGUCAGAAUGUAGAAGAAGCAUUUGUCUUAGUUGCUCAAGAAGUGUACAACCGUAUACAAACAGGAGAAUACAAGGUAGAAGACGGCUGGGACGGCAUCAAAACUGGCUUCAACCGCCCCAAUGGUAUGGAUUUCAACCUCCUUGAAGCAGAAACUGUGCAAUCUACAUGUUGUUAAAAAAAACUAUAAAAAAAUUUAGGUGUACAUAUUGACUCAUACCGUAGUAUAGUUUACAUAACAAGUUUAAGCAUAAUUUUGUAACGAAUAUGUAGAUAAUUUUGGGAAUGGAACGGCAAAAAGUUAUUUAUAAAUGUUGCCACAAAAAAAAAAAACACUUUCACAAUUUGGCCAUAAUUUUUAAGAAAAGUAUAAUGCAUAGUACGUAUAAUUAAUUAAUAUUUAGAGUGAUAUCCUUUGAAGUGGUAAAAAUGGAAUAAUUGUAGGAGGGAAUAUUCAUAAAAUUUUGUUUUAGUGGAAUGAGGAAUGCUUUAAUUUGUUUUUGAUCAAAUUUCUGUUCGUCUUUUUGUAUAUAAAAAAAUAGUUGUAUCUGUCAACUCACUCAAAAACUAAGUCAAUAUUUAAAUUUCAAUUACUACAUUAUCCAAUUUUCCAUAGUUUUAGAAAGAACCAAAGAAUUAUUUUUCAAAAAAAUGACCUGAAAAUAGAAAUUUGUUUUUAUUUUUGUUGAAAGUUAAAUCUACUAACAAUUACUAACAAAAUAAAGUUGAUAAGUUAAAAAAAUAUUGUACCUGCAACACAAUUUGUUUAAUGUUAAUUUAGUAAUGCAUAAUUUAAUAUUAAUUAAGAUAAUAAUAUUUUAUACCAAAACUGGUAAAUUCUCAUCUUUGUAAAACAUUUUCUGUAUAUUUAUAAAAAAAAUAUUUUCAUUUUUAUAAUUUAUUACUCUUUUAUAUUUUACAUAAAUUUAUUAACAGCCCUAAAAAUGUUACAAGGUAAAAAGUAAAACUUAACCCCCCGCUUGACAUUGGGUAAAAAAUGUUCUGGGUAAAAAAAAACUGAAUACUUUCCCGUAUACAUCUGUAGUAUGUUAACAGUAAGCAGACGUGUAUUUAUAGACUACAAUGAAUUAGAAACCAUCUUUAAAAGUAUAAUACUGUAUGCAUAAGUAACUCAACUGAAUUAAUUUGAUGAAUAGCUGCGGUGUUAGGGUGCUGUCACACGCACUCGAUACACUACGUAAAUAAAAUCGGUAUCAUUAUGCUUAAAACCAAUAGGACCUAACUGCAAUUGAUUGUAUUAAAGUCCGUCCAACACAUUAGGGCGAGAAUUUAAAUUCAAGUGAGUUUUUAUCAGUUUUGUUAAUAGCGAUAAUUAAUGCCUCAGAUCUUAAGGCUUUGGCACACCUAAAGCGAGUCAGAAGCAGCGCAGUUUGCGCACAUGUUUUAAUUGGCGUAGUUUGUGCGCCUGCGUGAGUUAUGGAUUUACACGAAUUAGUGCGUAAAUAUAAACGUUUAUAUGGGAGAACAAAUACGACAACGGCCGCGGUUGUAACGUCCCCGUUGCUUGUGACCUGGAGGGGUUGAAACGCCACAUUUAAUUCAUCUGAAAAGCAAAACUGCUAUUUGAGAUUAGUUGACAUCGCGCACUUUUAUACGCGCAAAUAUCGAAUUGCCAUAUUGCUUUUUUGAUAAAUUUAAUGUGACCUUUUUAACCCCAAGCUCUGCUUCUAAACUACUUUCGGUGUGCCGAAACCUUUAAAAAACUUAUGGCCUUGUGUCUAGUGUCAUAUUACAUAAUGUAAUGCAAGCACUCAAGUUAUUGCGAUAAAAGAGACCGUGAUCGUGCGCAUGCGAUGAAAUAAUAUUGUCUAAAUGUGUUACUGAGUCAUUUUAUCUAGCGUCGUAGUUAUUCUCGCUAAAAUAACUUUGUAAAAUCAAGUCUAAUACCUACUGGGGUGGGCAGUACCUAACAUUACAUGAGCUCACGACUACAUUCCUAAUGGGGUAGUCAGAGGUACAUCCAUCUCAAGAACUAUGUACACACCGAGGUUUCUGUUAGACCAUCUUGAUAGGUGGUGAGCCCUAUCGCCGUCCACAAUGACAGACGAUGAUGAUGGACAACGACAAAAAGUAUAAAUAUACAUGCAUGCAUAAACUCACGCCUAUUUCCAACCGGGGUAAGCUGAGAUUAUGGAAUACCAUUUGCAAAAAGAAAGUAACUUGGAAUUUGUUUUUGUUUUUUUAUUAUGGUGGGGAAUUAGCUACCUUAUUGUGUAUAUCUAUAAUAAUAUGUAGGUAUGGUCGUAGACGCUCUUUAAAAAUUACUCUAUGUGAGAAUAAUCACGACAAAAGAUAAAAUGACCUAAAGGCUUGGACAGACUGCGAGCUACCUAUUGGGUGACUCAGGUCACCAAAAACCUUAAAGAUCGUGCGUAUUCGGACACCACAGUAGGACCCCGCCGGCGUGGUCGAAGAUUUUUCUUAUAAAGCGCUUAUCGUUACCGGCCCACCAGAGACGACGCCGCCGGCCGAGGUCCUCGCCUAACUGGACACCCUCAGGCCUGUUGUUGUAAAUUUUGUACCGGGUGAGAGUCCUCAGCGCUCCCCUCAAGUAGUUAAUGCCAUACUUAUGCGAGAAAUCUACAAUGUCACGUCCAAAAAAGGAGAAUUUAAGCUACUUGGUCGCUCGUAGUCUGAACAGAACCUAAGCAACAACAUUUAACAUGUGGACAUUCAUGGCCUCUAUUGACAAUGGUAUAAGUGCCCCGAUCUGUAAACGACCUUGGUAACGUGACCAGUCGCCUCAAGGUCGUAAUUGGCUCCAACAUCACGUAUCGAAUAAAAAAUGUAUGGGAAUUUGAACAGCGCCCCCACGCGCGACAUUCAAGCUACUGUUGAUAUAGCUUCAUUAAUUUGACACCUGUCAAAACUACAUUUUCUGAUACGUAUUGUCGUCUCUUUCGCACUAAUCGAUAUAUUUUUUUGGGGGGUUUAAAAGGCUACACUGAAGCAAUUCAUCUACAAAGCAAUAUUGCAAUUUGACAUUUGCGCAUAUAAAAGCUACUGCGCAAUUUUAACAAAUGUCAAAUAGCAAUAUUGCUUUUUUGUAUGAGUUGUUUCAAUGUGGGUGGUUUAACCCCUCUGCUGUCAAAGUAAUCAAGCUGUAAUUAACGGAGUUUAGAGGAAACCCAUACAUUUUGACUGAUUGACGGUACGCUAGUGUUUCGUGUCAGGUCUACAGAUUUGCACUGAACCUAAUAAAAAUAACUUUUUAACUAUGUACAAGUCUUUAAGAUACUAUGCCCUAGGCACAACAGAAUAAGGGACUUUCUAGACCACGCUCCCCCAAAAAAUAUAGAUAGCGCUGUAAACAUCAACGUGACAAUUAUCUAUUCUGCUUUUCAUUAUUUUAAACAGAAUAAAUUGUUUGGAAGAUGUAAUGUGCCUUGGUGUAAGAAUAAUCGUCAUAAUAGUAUAUUCAAAAGCAAAGAUAAAAAAUGCACAUGUCUCAAAUGGGUGAAUCUCAAAAUUUCAAGUUUGGUGGCGAAAUUUCAUAUUAUUUUUUCGUGAAAAAUUGGGUUCCGACAUGAAAAAGAUCCAAAAGGAUCCUCGGUUCCGACAUGAAAAAGGAAUUUUUCAAUUCCCAAUUUCCCCAAUUUUUCACGAAAAAAUUAUAUGACAGUUCGCCACCAAACUUGACACAUUUUGAUAUUCACCCAAAUACAUGAAAUUAGAGGUUAAACGAAGGCAACGUAGACGGCGCCAUUUUCAUUUUUAAUUAGGGAAUUAUAUUUUUAUUUUUGGCCUGGAAAGUCCCUCAUUGAGGCGUAUGUUGAAUAUGAAUAUUGGAAUAAGUAUUUAUGCAAUUUUGUUUUUAUUCGUACAAUUUGCAGCGAAAGUUGGGCAAGGUACGCGUUCCAUUCAGCUAGGAACAAAUUUCUUGCCCCACUUUUACUAAAAACUUUACGUUACAAUAAUUACGCUGUUAUUAUAAUGCUUUGUAUGAAGUAAAGUUUUUGUUAAUUA
Pectinophora gossypiella (pink bollworm) is the source of this 4577-nucleotide messenger RNA. RefSeq names its product ras-related protein Rab-39B (gene Rab39). Gene Ontology annotation, molecular function: GTP binding; GTPase activity. Bases 100 to 768 code for a protein of 222 amino acids. Gene Ontology annotation, cellular component: Golgi membrane. Gene Ontology annotation, biological process: Rab protein signal transduction. Lineage: Eukaryota; Metazoa; Arthropoda; Insecta; Lepidoptera; Gelechiidae. The transcript is spliced from 3 exons. The record is from RefSeq and is a predicted model, not a curated record.